Molecule: messenger RNA, 1164 nt
Organism: Colletotrichum acutatum
Lineage: Eukaryota; Fungi; Ascomycota; Sordariomycetes; Glomerellales; Glomerellaceae
Product: peptidase S8/S53 domain-containing protein
Exons: 5
Coding region: 1-1164 (387 amino acids)
Biological process (GO): proteolysis
Molecular function (GO): serine-type endopeptidase activity
Source: RefSeq, a predicted model, not a curated record
AUGCCACCAAGAAUCUAUUUCUAUCAGUACAAGAGCCGAUACAUUGUCAGCUUGAAAGCUGGAGUUGACGGAGACGCGCUCCGUGGACAUAUACAUUGGGUACAAGACGUGCAUCGUAAACGAGGCUUGUUGCGGGAUGGCAUCUCCGGCGUUCAAAGAACGUUUGACAUCGGCAAGUUCCACGCCUAUGCUGGCUCAUUUGACGAAAAGACUUUGUUGGAAAUAAAGAGCAAGGACAUAGUUGAGCUUAUUGAGCCUGACACGCCGGUAUACCCGUUUGGAAUAGUCACGCAGAAUCAAGCCACUUGGGGGCUAGGGGCAAUAUCACAGGCUGAGCUUGUCAGUACUAAUGCAAGUCUGCGCAAUGGGUUUGAGUACACGUACGACGAGAACGGAGGGAAAGGAACGUUUGCGUAUGUGGUUGAUACCGGAGUUUGGGUGGAUAACCCGGACUUUGAAGGUCGCGCCGAGCUCGGCUACACUGUCUACCCAGAGAUUCCCUUUGAAGACAGUAGUGGACAUGGUACUCAUGUUGCUGGAACAAUCGCCUCCAAGACGUGGGGUGUUGCUAAAAAGGCGCAAGUCAUUGCGGUGAAGGUAAUUGCGCCAAACCAGGGAGUCAUGUCUGACUUCAUGGAGGGCUUUUCUUGGUCUGUGAAAAAUAUUACCGAAACGCCAGGCCGUGCAGCCGUGUCUGUCAUCAACAUGAGUCUAGGCGGCCCGACGAACUAUGCAUUCAAUAGUUUGGUUCACGCAGCAUCCGAGCAAGGCAUUCUCUCCGUUAUCGCAGCAGGUAACGCCGCUGUUGACGUCAGCCGAGUGUCGCCGGCUGGAACUGCCAGAGCAAUCACCGUUGCAGCCAGUGCUGUCAACAACACUGCAUGGAGUUUUAGUAAUUUCGGACCUGGCGUCGACUUGUAUGCACCGGGAGUAGACAUAUACUCCUUGUCUCUUGAGGCUGGCAAAGAUGUUGCCUUGAGUGGGACUUCCAUGGCAUCACCACACGUCGCUGGGCUAGCUUUGUAUUUAAAAAGUCUUGAGCCCGGCCUGGAAACAGUGGAUGCCAUCACGGCCAGGAUUUUGGAGUUGUGUAAGCGUGGUACCGUUCAAGGGGUUCCGGGAAGUACCCCGAACUUCUUGGCGUUUAAUGGUGUCGGUGUUUAG